Grammomys surdaster is the source of this 2021-nucleotide messenger RNA. RefSeq names its product transformer 2 beta homolog (gene Tra2b). Lineage: Eukaryota; Metazoa; Chordata; Mammalia; Rodentia; Muridae. The record is from RefSeq and is a predicted model, not a curated record. The transcript has 9 exons. Gene Ontology annotation, biological process: positive regulation of mRNA splicing, via spliceosome. Gene Ontology annotation, molecular function: RNA binding. The coding region runs from base 148 to 1014 and encodes 288 amino acids. Gene Ontology annotation, cellular component: spliceosomal complex.
ACCGGUGCGGAGGUGGUGCGGAGCGUGUCGGCUUUCAGCUACUCUCAAAGUGUGGCGUCGCGCGUGGCUGCGGCGGAGCCUCUGUAAGGAAGGCGGGAGCUUGACAGCUUCAGUAAAGGCCAGCAGUGGUGACAGAAACCCGGAGUCAUGAGCGACAGCGGCGAGCAGAACUACGGCGAGCGGGAAUCCCGUUCUGCUUCCCGAAGUGGAAGUGCUCACGGAUCGGGGAAAUCUGCACGGCAUACACCUGCAAGAUCUCGCUCCAAGGAAGAUUCGAGGCGUUCUAGAUCAAAGUCAAGGUCCAGAUCUGAAUCUAGAUCUAGAUCCAGAAGAAGUUCUAGAAGGCAUUAUACAAGGUCACGAUCACGAUCUCGCUCCCAUAGACGAUCCCGGAGCAGGUCUUACAGCCGAGAUUAUCGCAGGCGACACAGCCACAGCCAUUCUCCCAUGUCUACUCGAAGGCGUCAUGUUGGGAACCGGGCAAAUCCUGACCCCAACUGUUGUCUUGGGGUAUUUGGGUUGAGCUUGUACACCACAGAAAGAGAUCUAAGAGAAGUGUUCUCUAAAUAUGGCCCCAUUGCGGAUGUGUCUAUUGUGUAUGACCAGCAGUCUAGACGUUCAAGAGGAUUUGCCUUUGUAUAUUUUGAAAAUGUAGAUGAUGCCAAGGAAGCUAAAGAACGUGCCAAUGGAAUGGAGCUUGAUGGACGACGAAUUAGGGUCGAUUUCUCUAUAACCAAAAGACCCCAUACCCCAACACCAGGAAUUUAUAUGGGGAGACCCACUUAUGGCAGUUCACGUCGCCGAGACUAUUAUGACAGAGGAUAUGAUCGAGGUUAUGAUGACCGGGACUAUUAUAGCAGAUCAUACAGAGGAGGUGGUGGAGGAGGAGGUGGAUGGAGAGCAGCUCAAGACAGGGAUCAGAUUUACAGAAGGCGGUCACCUUCUCCUUACUACAGUCGUGGAGGAUACAGGUCACGUUCUCGAUCACGAUCCUACUCACCUCGUCGCUAUUAAAGCAUGAAGUUGAAGACUUUCUGAAACCUGCCAUAGAGCUGGGAUAUUGUUUGUGGACAAUAUUUUCUAUUGUCUCCUGUUUAAAAAGUGAACAGUGCCUAGUGAAGUUAGGUGACUUUUACACCUUUUAUGAUGACUACUUUUGGUGGAGUUGAAAUGCUGUUUUCAUUCUGCAUUUGUGUAGUUCGGUGCUUUGUUCAAAGUUAAGUGUUUUCAGAAAAGUAUGUUUUGCAUGUAUUUUUUUACAGUCCAAAUUUUGACUGCUGAGAAGUUUCUAUUGUACAAAACUUCAUUUAAAAAAGGUUUUUCUACUGAAUUCAGGGUAUUCUGAAGAUCGAAGCCUGUGUGUAAAAUGCUACCAGAUGGCAAAAAGCAACAAUAAACAAGUUUGAUUUUUACUUUUCUUCCUAAAUAUCAAUGCUUAACCAGAAACAUUCUUAAGUUAUCAGUAAGAAAUUUAAAAAUUAAAUAAAAAUAAUUUUCUUUCAGGAGUCCAUGAAACUUGCCAUAUUCAAUAUACCUGCAAAUAAGUGUUAAAAAUACGCUGUAACUCUGUACUGCUAGUAUUAGAACAAAAAUCUUUCCAUACAGCAAAUGCUUAAUGCUUACAUUGAUGUGGAUUUGUCGGCCUUUGUGUAAUCUGUAUUAUAUAUAGCAGGGAAUAAGAGCUGCAGACAGAUACAUGCCUUUAAAAGGCUGUUUCUUACAGCUGUUACAAGGAGAUAAUGGUAUUUCAACUAAUUAUCAGCAAAUGACAAUACAUUCCACCACAAAUGUACUCUUGUUCUUCUAGCUUUUAGACUAUAUGAAAAUACUGGGUGCUUCAAAGUAUGGAAUGAGAGAAGGGAUCAGCACACCUGUGUCAUGGAUAAAGACUGCCUGUUCAUUUUUUAAAUAUGAUUUUCAGGUCCUUUGCUUACCAAAGGAGGCCCAAUUCACUCAAAUGUUUUGAGAACUGUUUAAAUAAAGGCAAGAAAAAUUGCUGAUGCAACUUGUUUUACAAAGAA